AUAUAAAAAAGUAAAGCCUAAUUUAGAUAAAUAAGAUAGAAAAUUUUUAAAAUGAUAAACUAUUGCCUGUUAUUAGCCUUUAUAAUAUUGUAUUAAAUAUCAUCAUCAUUCUAAUUAUCACCAUCGCCUGGUCCUAUAAAAAUAAAAUUUUAACCUGCUACUCCUGCUACUACUAUACCUUAAACAUAAUAAGAUAUAGUCAACUCAGCAAUAAUCUUUUUUUAGAAUCUAUUAAUAAUGAAUUAAUAAGCAGCAAAUUAUGAUGUAUUAAUUAAUAUAAAUAAUUCGGAUACUACUAAAUGUGUUAAUUAAAUGCCAUUUACUAUUACGGGUGCAAGUACAUUGCCAUUUGAUGGAACUAUUUAUUUCUGUAACCUAGCAAACGCUUAGCUUAACAAUAACUUUACUUUCAAAAAAAUGGUAGAUAGUGUAAUACAUGGUAUAAUGAAAAUAAUUACGUUUUCUUCUGCGUUUAAAAUAAAACCUUCUUCUUGUACAACAAAUUGCUACGCUGAUGAUUCAGCUUAUAUUAAUUUAUAAUCAUUAUUCAAAUAAAUUUACAAUAAAAGCACAUUUGCUAAUAUGCCAAUGGCAUCAUACACUACACCUUCAAGUUAUUAUCUUUGGAGCAAGUAAUACGCUUAUGAUGAUUUAAUGACUGAUAAUUAUAGUACAGAAAAUAAAUUUUGGAGUGCAUUUAACAAUUAAAUACUAAAAGAUAUAAAAGAUAGCUCCAAUAAUCCCCUUUUUUAUAGUGUGAAUGAUUAAAUGAAACAAUAAAUAAUAACUCCUCUAUUAGGUUCUGAUAAUUGCUAGUAAUCAAAUGAGCUAUUUUGUACAAGUUCUCAGUAAAAUUUGUCUUGUAAUGCUUCUUUGACAGCAAAAUCUUCAUGUUAAUCUAUUGAUUAAACUUCUAAUUCAUGCAUGGUAUAUUAAACUAUUACAUAGGGUAAUUGUUUAGAUCCUUAAUUAAAUAAAGAUCUCGCAGGUUUGAUUUCAACUUCAGGUACUUAUGAGUAUUAUGGAUAUGAUUCUAGGUGUUUCUUAAGUGAUAUUUAAGAUAUUUCAGCUACAGUGUAUAUUCAACCAGUUCGCUGUUAUAAAUAUUCAUGUGAUGAUAGCAAUAAUGUUUACAUCUAUCUAGAUUAGUCUACUAAUGGGAAUUAACCAAAUAUAGAUAUUGUUACUUGUACUGUGUAGAUGUAGGGCAGUUAAUAACUUUUCAGUAACUAAAAAUACUACAGUAAAACAGGAAUAACCUGCCCUAAAAAUAAUGCUAACUUUUGCUAAGGUAUGCCUAAGUAGUGUAAAAAUUAUUGCUCUUCAAAAGGAGUAUGCGUAAAUGGAAAGUGUAAAUGUGUUUAAAAUUAUUAUGGAGACGAUUGCUCUUGCUUUUAACUAAGUUAAGAGAAUGGAAAAUGCGUUUAAAGUUGCUCUAAGAAAAUGAAAUAAGCAAACGAUGGAUCUUAAAUUUGUGUUCCAUUAUGCUAAGAUGGCCAAUUCUUUUAAACUGCUACUGGGUAGUGUUAAAAGUGCGAUUAAAACUGUAAAACUUGUUGGGAGAAAUCAAGUAAAUGUGAUUCUUGUGAUACAGCUAAUGGAUUUAUACUGUUUACAGAUAACACAUGCAAAUAAAGUUAUCCCAACUAAAAGUGCUAAAUAAAUUAAUAUUAUGAUGGGGCAAAAUGCAGUCCUUGCAGUACUAGCUGCCAGUCUUGUGCAAUUAAUUCUACUUUUUGUACAUCAUGCCUUUCUAACUAAUUCUUGCAAAAUGGUACUUGUUAAAAUUGUCCUUCUAACUGUUUAGCUUGUAGUGGAAUAUAGCUCUGCACUUAAUGUGCUCCUAACUUUUAUUUGAAUCAAUUGUUAAAUGAGUGCAUUUCUUCAUGCAGUACAGGGCUUUUUGCAUACAAUAGCACUUGUGUGUAAACUUGCCCAAGUGGAUAUUUUGGAAAUACAACUAACAAUACAUGUCAAUAAUGUGAUCCUACUUGCUUAACAUGUACCCAAAGCAGUACGUAAUGUACUAGUUGUGCAUAUUACAGGUAACUGCAAGGUACUUAAUGUGUUGACUUCUGUCCUUCAAAUCAAGUAUGGGUUAGAAAAUAACCAGGUGGUUCAAAUUGGAGUUUUGAAUGCAUUGCUUGCUCACUAUAAUAAAAAUGUAAUUAAUGUUUAGGAAGUCCUACCUAUUGCACAGACUGCUUACCAUCGUUUUAUUUGCUUGACAGUGAUUGUUUAACAGUAUGUACAAGUUCUUACUACGCAGAUGAGAGUUAAAGAAAGUGUAUAAAAUGUGAUGCUUCUUGUUUAACAUGCUAAAAUUCAUCUAAGAAUUGUACUUCUUGUCCAUAAGGAUUUUAUUUGAAAGGAGGUUAAUGCGUCUCUUCAUGUGGAAGUGGCUUCGUUCCAAAUAAUGACACUUAAAACUGUGAUGCAUCCAACAAAACUUCUGAUUAAAAUUCUAGUUCCUCUUCAUCAUCUUAACAAAGCUCUAGUAGACUUUAAUUAAAUUUAUUAAUGCUAUUAAUGUUCACUUUUAUGCUCUUAACAGUGUAUUGA
Molecule: messenger RNA, 2562 nt
Organism: Tetrahymena thermophila SB210
Lineage: Eukaryota; Ciliophora; Oligohymenophorea; Hymenostomatida; Tetrahymenidae
Exons: 7
Source: RefSeq, a predicted model, not a curated record